UAUAUAUAUAUAUAUAUAUAACACAAACUAUUAGCAUAGCAUUAUAGUAGGAGUUGCAUAAUAUUUUCUUUUAUGAAAAUGGCGCGUGGCAAGAAUCUGUUCCUCCAAAUUCUGUGGUGUUUUUCCUUGAUCGGUCUUAGUUCCCAAGCACAGAAUUACACUUUUGUUGUGAGAGAGGCCAAGUAUACAAGACUCUGCUCCACAAAAAGCAUAUUGACUGUGAAUGGAGAAUUUCCCGGACCAACUAUUAGAGCCAACAGAGGAGACACAAUUUUUAUAGAUGUUUACAACAAGGGCAACUUCAAUAUUACUUUACACUGGCAUGGGGUGAAGCAGCCAAGGAAUCCAUGGACAGAUGGCCCUUCAUACAUCACUCAGUGCCCAAUCCAACCUGGAAGGAAAUUCACACAGAGGUUGAUUUUUACUUUCGAGGAAGGGACCAUAUGGUGGCAUGCUCAUAGUGAAUGGUUAAGAGCCACUGUCUAUGGUGCUAUCCACAUAUAUCCAAAUAAGAAUAAUCCCUACCCUUUUCCCCAACCCGAUGCAGAGAUUCCCAUCAUAUUUGGAGAAUGGUGGACGAGUGACGUCAACGAGGUCUUCAGACAAUCUAUGGAAACUGGAGGAGCCCCAAACGUAUCUGAUGCUCUCACUAUAAAUGGUCAACCUGGGGAUCUGUUCCCUUGCUCAAGUCCAGAAACGUUCAAGCUAAAUGUAGAGCAAGGCAAGACUUAUCAUCUCCGGGUUAUCAACGCGGCACUGAAUCUCAUUCUCUUCUUCUCUGUUUCCCAACACAACCUCACUGUUGUUGGUGCUGAUGCUGUGUACACAAGGCCACUGACAAGGGAAUACAUUUGCAUAUCACCGGGACAAGCAAUGGAUGUGUUGUUGCAUGCCAACCAAGAUCCUGGUCACUAUUAUCUGGCUGCAGCGGCAUAUUCAAGUGGUGUUGGUGUUGCCUUUGAUAACACCACAACCACUGCUAGAGUUGAGUACAGUGGCAAUUACACUCCACCUUCAUCUCCUUCAUUGCCUAACCUUCCCAACUUCAACGACACGCGUGCGGCGUUGAACUUCAUUACAAACUUGAGAGGCUUACCUGAGAGAGCCCCCAGCCAUGUCCCAACAAACAUCACAACUCAAAUAGUAACCACUAUUUCAGUUAACACUUUGCCAUGCCCUAAUGGCAGAAACGACUGCCAGGGGCUAAAUGGAACCAUUUUCUCUGCUAGCAUGAACAACAUAAGCUUUCGAAUCCCCACCAUUGACAUACUAAAAGCCUAUUACUACCAUAUCAACGGGGUAUACGAACCUGGAUUUCCAACAUUUCCACCGUUUAUAUUUAACUUCACUGGGGAUUUUUUGCCUAUAACACUGAAUACACCAAAGCAAGGGACUAGGGUUAAUGUGCUGAACUAUGGUGCAACAGUUGAAAUUGUUUUCCAAGGGACAAACCUUGUUGGCGGGAUAGACCAUCCCAUCCAUCUCCAUGGCUACAGUUUCCAUGUUGUUGGAUAUGGGCUAGGCAAUUUUAACCAAAGCGUGGAUCCCAUGAAUUUCAAUCUCGUUGAUCCUCCUUAUUUGAAUACAGUGAUAGUGCCUAUAAAUGGCUGGGCUGCCAUUAGGUUCGAGGCUGUAAACCCUGGAGUAUGGUUUAUGCACUGCCAUCUAGAACGCCACCAAUCUUGGGGUAUGGAGACAGUUUUUAUUGUGAAGGAUGGAGAGUCUGAAAAUCUAAGAUUGCCACCACCACCGCCAGACAUGCCCCCAUGUUGAAGAAAAUUAAAUUCUGGAUUUUCCCUAUUCAGUGAACUUUGAAAACAAUAAGUUACACAUUUGUUUUACCUUUUUCGUUUCUUUCAGGAAGGCGUGUAUUGCAAAUUUAGAGACAAAAGUUCUCCGUGUGCUUUGAUUUGUCAUGAUUUUGUUCUUUUAUUAUUUUUGGCACCUGCAUUGCGGGGUUUGUCCAUCAACAUCGGAGAUUUAUAACAUUAAAUUUUCCUUUAGUUAA
Molecule: messenger RNA, 2008 nt
Organism: Glycine soja
Lineage: Eukaryota; Viridiplantae; Streptophyta; Magnoliopsida; Fabales; Fabaceae
Product: laccase-15-like
Exons: 6
Coding region: 73-1773 (566 amino acids)
Biological process (GO): lignin catabolic process
Cellular component (GO): apoplast
Molecular function (GO): copper ion binding; hydroquinone:oxygen oxidoreductase activity
Source: RefSeq, a predicted model, not a curated record